This is a messenger RNA of Lytechinus variegatus (green sea urchin), 4343 nucleotides long. Its product is annotated as calcium-transporting ATPase type 2C member 1-like. NCBI's taxonomy places the organism in Eukaryota, Metazoa, Echinodermata, Echinoidea, Temnopleuroida, Toxopneustidae. The coding region runs from base 222 to 2960 and encodes 912 amino acids. Gene Ontology annotation, biological process: calcium ion transmembrane transport; intracellular calcium ion homeostasis; manganese ion transport. Gene Ontology annotation, cellular component: Golgi membrane; endoplasmic reticulum; plasma membrane. Gene Ontology annotation, molecular function: ATP binding; ATP hydrolysis activity; P-type calcium transporter activity. The transcript has 24 exons. The record is from RefSeq and is a predicted model, not a curated record.
UUGCCAUCGAACGCGCAAUUGUUUUGAGACUCCCAGUCCCAGAGUUGGAUCGGGAAUGUUCUGCCAGGCGAUCCUUAGUUUCACUGGGACACACAUGUGCUGCAGCUGUGCAUAUCAACCAGAAUAAAUUUCUACUAAAGCACCUUCAUCUUCUACCGGCCAGAUUCUUUUGAGAACCGAUUUGUGCUGGAAAUUCAUUCAUGUUUUACUAGGAAAGACCCAUGAAGGAGGAUGAUAAGAUGAUGCAGUUUUUGGCAGCUCACAAAGCUGCCAACUUGUCGGUAGACGACGUCAUCGAUUAUCUUGGAGCAGACCGUUUAAAUGGGCUAGAUGAGAGCAGAGCAGAGAGACGAUUACUCGUCCAUGGUCCCAACGAAUUUGAGAUCAGUAAGGAGGAACCCUUAUGGAGAAAGUACUUGGGCCAGUUCAAAGAUCCUCUGAUCAUGCUGUUGCUGGUAUCGGCUGUGGUUUCCGUGGUGAUGGGCCAGUUUGAUGAUGCUUUCAGCAUCACCAUGGCUAUUACAAUUGUUGUGACAGUAGCAUUUGUACAGGAAUAUCGCUCUGAAAAAUCUCUUGAAAAAUUGAGCAAUAUGGUGCCGCCUAUAUGUCGCUGCAUAAGAGACGGCCAGGUGAAGGAGUUCUUGGCGAGGUCGUUGACCCCUGGUGACCUCGUUCAGCUGUCCAUCGGUGACAGGGUUCCUGCAGAUAUGAGGCUGAUUGAGGCCAUUGACCUUGCCGUGGAUGAAUCCAGUUUCACUGGUGAGACCAAGCCCAGCAACAAGACCACACAGAUUGUGACCAAAGAGAAAAACGGGAAGAGAACCACUAUGAAAAAUAUUGCCUACAUGGGAACGCUUGUCCGAAAUGGCCAUGGGAAGGGAAUUGUUAUAGGGACAGGGGAAAAUUCAGAAUUUGGAGAUAUUUUCAAGAUGAUGAAAGCUGAAGAGGCACCUAAAACUCCAUUACAGAAGAGCAUGGAUAGUUUAGGAAAACAGCUCUCCUUCUACUCCUUCUGUAUUAUUGGAUUUAUCAUGUUCUUGGGAUGGUUACAAAACAGAAAACUGCUGGAUAUGUUUACCAUUGGUGUCAGUCUUGCAGUCGCAGCCAUUCCAGAAGGCCUGCCCAUUGUUGUCACGGUAACCCUUGCCCUCGGAGUGAUGCGCAUGGCUAAACGAAGUGCAAUAGUCAAGAAGCUACCGAUUGUAGAAACAUUAGGUUGUGUGAAUGUCAUUUGUUCUGAUAAGACUGGAACUCUAACUAAGAACGAGAUGACGGCCUUAGUGAUCCACACCUCUGAUGGCAUACGAGCUGAGGUGACUGGUGUUGGCUACAAUGGUGAUGGGAUGGUCUUAGUAGAUAAUAUACCUGUAUUGGGUUAUCAAGAUCCCUCUAUAGCUAGAGUAGUAGAGGCAUCAUGUGUAUGCAAUAAUUCUGAGAUCCGAGACAAUGUUUUAUAUGGACAGCCAACAGAGGGAGCCCUACUUGCCUUAGCAAUGAAAAUGCAACUACACCACUCUCGGAGUCGAUACACCAGACUUUCAGAGACCCCAUUCAAUUCAGAAACAAAGUGGAUGGCAGUCCGCUGUCGACCUCAUGACCCCACCCCUAACCAGCUGCCUAGCAAUGAGGAGAUUUUCUUUGUGAAGGGGGCCCUGGAGCGGGUUCUAGGGAAAUGUCGAACUUAUAAUGUGGAGAACAGAUCCGAGCCUCUGAAUAAACAGAAGAUUGAGGAUAUUAAAGAGGAAGGUCGUCAAAUGGGUGUGGCCGGACUAAGAGUUCUUGGGAUGGCUGUCGGCACAGGAAUGGAGAACAUGACUUACCUUGGCAUGGUUGGAAUCUUAGACCCUCCUCGACCCGGUGUAAGGGAGGCCAUCAUCACACAGGUCAGCAGUGGUGUAGCACUCAAGAUGGUCACCGGGGACUCCGCUGAAACGGCCAUUGCUGUCGGUAGUAGACUGGGUCUGUAUGCCAAAGGUUCUACAGCAUUGUCCGGUGAAGAAGUAGAAAGCAUGGAAUUCAUGGAAUUGACCAGGAUAAUCAAUCAGGUUUCAGUUUUCUAUAGAGCCAGUCCUCGACAUAAACUGAAAAUUGUCAAGGCAUUACAGGCUACUGGAGCUGUUGUUGGUAUGACUGGUGAUGGUGUCAACGAUGCCGUGGCUCUCAAGACUGCAGACAUCGGUAUCGCCAUGGGGAUAACAGGAACCGACGUCAGCAAGGAAGCAGCGGACAUGAUCCUUGUUGAUGAUGACUUCACCACCAUCCUAUCAGCCAUUGAGGAGGGAAAAGCCAUCUUCUACAAUAUCAAGAACUUUGUUCGAUUUCAGUUGAGCACGAGUAUUGCUGCUCUCACCUUAAUUGCCUUAUCAACCAUGCUAAGCUUUCCAAACCCAUUGAAUGCCAUGCAGAUUCUUUGGAUUAAUAUCAUCAUGGAUGGACCACCUGCACAAAGUCUUGGAGUGGAGCCUGUUGACAAGGAUGUGAUCCGGAAACCACCUCGCCAGGUGCGAGACCCUAUGAUCACCCGAUCCCUGCUGAUCAAUGUCAUCAUGUCUGCUACUAUCAUAGUACUUGGUACCCUAUGGGUGUUCUGGAGAGAGAUGCAAGACAACAUCAUCACACCUCGUGACACCACCAUGACUUUCACCUGCUUUGUUUUCUUUGAUAUGUUCAAUGCCCUCGGCAGUCGAUCUCAGACCAAAAGUAUAUUCAGUGUUGGUUUCUUCACUAACCGAAUGUUCCUGUAUGCAGUCGGAGGGUCAAUCAUGGGUCAGCUACUUGUCAUCUAUUUCCCUCCACUUCAAAAGAUAUUUCAGACAGAAGCAUUGACGAUACACGAUAUUGGCUUUUUGGUGAUGCUGACUUCAUCGGUGUUCAUUGUCUCUGAGAUGAAAAAAUGGGUUCAACGGAGACUGGAGAAAAAGCGAACCCUGCCCGAGCCAUGCGACUUUGAAUAUGUCUGACUGCAAUCUUUCGCUGUGUGUGCCCAAUGUAUAGUUUAAUUGUGUGUGCAUGUGCUUUUCAGUAUAACACUUGAAUCCUCUUUCUUUUGAUUAGAAUAAAUUAAAUCUGUAAGUGUUCCAUUGCAAACAUUAAUCUGAAAAAAAAAUUAAAAAACUAUUGAUACAAUUUUUUAUUGGAAAUAAAAGUAUUUUGUACCAUUAUGAGAAGAAAUCACACAGAACAAGCUUGUAAUAGUGCCCAGACUUGUUUGUGCAUGUUGAUUUACUGCCCUCUGCGACUGCACAAACCACUGGUCUCUGGUCGACCUUGGGAAUUUUGUUCCUUUUAAUUCAAAAGGCAGGAACAAAAUCUCUGGUUUAAUUAGAUCUAAUGCUGCUUUUCUUUAAAUAUCCCUCUGUAUAACAACUUAAAGGUACAGAGUAUGGUCUACAAAAAUCAUGUAGAUAGUGAAUAAUACAAAUUUAUAAAAGCAACAUAGAUGGAUUGUCAUAAUACAAUUUUUGCAUUUUUUAAAACAAGUGAAUUUUUAAUUCAACCUAAUCCCAUGAUCAUUGCACAUUAAUAUUGUUAUCUAAGCACAAAGGUCCAGUGUCCUGUGAUGUCGCUAGAUAUGAUGUAGCUUUCCAACCAAAUCUUCCCGAAGUCAGGAAGGAAGAUUCUGGGGUCCAUUUUACAGCUAAUUUUUAAAAACUAACUUGGUUGUAAAUUAUUCCUUCUAAACACUAUAUCCCAGAGGCAGAUUUCAAUCAAAUGUUUCACUUCUUAAUACUUUAUUGAAUUGCACCUUUAAUUAUUAUGUUAUAAAAAUAAUCAUGACAAUAGUAAUAGUAUUAUUGUUAUCAGAAUUGUUGAGUAUAAGCAUAUUUAUAAAGAUAUAUUAAUUUAUUAAAAAGAAUUAGUGAGUUUUUGUUGAUGUUUUUAAAGUAUGUAUUCAUCUGUUUUCAUUUUGAUGUUUUUUAUACAGGUGAAUCUGUCAAAAGAUGAAUAUCUUAGAAACAGACGAAUCAUUUAACAAAAUGAAAAUAAUACUUGCUUUGUGAGUGGGUUAACUGUGACUUUACACAUAAUUGGUGACAUGUUUUUGUGCCAAAUGAAAUAGCUGAUUUGUUAGCACUUAAGAAAUUGUUCCAGUUUUGCAUAAAGUUUAAUAGGCUUACAGCUGUUUGUUAUGGAAGACUUGAUUGUUUGUUCUAUGGAUAUUUUGAAGAAUAUUGCAAUACUAUGUUUAAACAUCAUUUAGAAUCGUAUUUCUGUACAUGUGGUACAUAUAUGUACACUACGUAGUCAUUUUACAAUUGAAAUAUCUUCAUAUAAAAUAAAUUAAUGUAAUGAACAUGAAUGAAGAAAUAAAUUAUAUUUUCAUUUGAACAAUUGGAAUUGUU